Durio zibethinus is the source of this 1463-nucleotide messenger RNA. RefSeq lists its product as uncharacterized. Lineage: Eukaryota; Viridiplantae; Streptophyta; Magnoliopsida; Malvales; Malvaceae. The record is from RefSeq and is a predicted model, not a curated record. Gene Ontology annotation, cellular component: nucleus. Gene Ontology annotation, molecular function: protein dimerization activity.
ACAUUAAAAAUUUUUAUGUCGAAAAAAAAAAAAACCACUCUUUUUAAACUAAAAGCCAACAGAUUUGCACAGAAAAAGAGAAAAAUAAAGAAAAAGAAAAGAAGCAAAAGAAAGAAGGAAAAACAAGUCUGAAUCAGAAACGUUUCUUCUUUACUUUUGUCUCUGGCUCAUUUUCAUGGCGGAUCUGUACGGAUCAGCCCCAUCUUCAAAGCAGGAACCCGAAGAAAUCUCCACGUUGCUUAACCACCUUCUUCACAAUUCCUCUUCUUCGUGCAUGCAAUUCAAGGCCAAGUACAUUCACACUUUUCCGUCUCAAGUGCCGGAAUUUUCGAAUCCGGCGACUGAUUCCUUCGCUGGGACGGAAAUUCCUGUUGAGGUUCGGUACCGGCUUGGCGGAUCGGCUGUUCGAGCUGAUUCAGGGCCUCGAGUUAAAUUCUCAUUUCCUGAAACGUAUUUUGAAGCAAAUGUUAAAGAUAGCGCCGACAAUGUGUUGUCUUCUGCUGGUGAUUUCAGCUACGAUAGCGAGAAGGUUCCGGAGGCAUCGGAGGUUCCGUCAAAUCAAGAGCUGCCUCGGAGUUCAUCGAAGCGAAGCAGAGCAGCCGAAGUACAUAAUUUGUCGGAAAAGAGGAGGAGGAGUCGGAUUAAUGAGAAAAUGAAAGUGUUACAGAAUCUAAUCCCAAAUUCCAACAAGACGGAUAAGGCUUCGAUGCUGGACGAGGUGAUCGAGUAUUUGAAGCAGCUUCGGCUUCAAGUGCAGAUGUUAUCAAUGAGAAACGGAUUGAGUUUGUACCCUAUGUAUUUACCGGGUGUAAUACAGCCAAUGCAACUGCCUCCCACGGGCAUAGGUUAUGAUGAAGGAAAUGGAUUCUUCAGUCCCAACACAGGAGCAGGCACAUUUUCUUCAAAUGAAGAAAGCUCGAUGGGCGCUCCUUCUAAUCUUUCCAACCCAUGCACCAUCUCAAAUCAGCCAAUUGUUGCACCUUCUGUAGCUAAUAUAUCUAAUUUGGAAGCUUCAUAUGGUUUUGAAUUAUCUGCUGAGGUGCACUAUGGAUCCUUCACCCACUCAACAUCUUCUAAGGAAAUCUGCAAGGAAGGCAGUUCACAAGUGCAAUUAGAGAUGAACCAUGCUGGGAUUAACACUUCAUCAGGUGUUUCUUAGCCAAGCAGAAAAUCCUCAAGAAACAGGAUGUAAAAAACUGAGGCCACCAUCACCAUGUCUAACUCUUCCUUUGGUUCAAACACCAUAGAAGCUGCAAAUGAUAUUGAAACUGAUGACCUUUAUACUUGUUCAGGUUAUUUAUGUUAUAAGUUGUAACAGGAUGACACUAUGGGAUUGAUGCUCCUUGCAUCCUUUUCAUAUAUGCAAAAAGCACGAUGUUCAGGCCAUGCAACUGUGCUUAUUGUCCUUCCCCUGCAUACAGUGAUUAUUACUAUCAUUUACAAAUAUACGUUUUCCCUUUUUA